UAUAAACCUUAUCGUUAUCGAGCAAAUAUUAAAAUGAAACGAUAAACUUGUAUGGUACUAUGAGAAUAAAUCUGUAAGGUGCUUUUAACCUGUCCGCUGUGAUUGGCACGGAUUUCGCCUUCACUGGUAGCCUGGUAACAUACACUCCCAGGUCUUUCUCUGCCUCUGUGGUGGAUAGUGGAGUGUUUCCCAUGUGGUAUUGGUGUGCUGGAUAUCCCUUCACUGGUAGCCUGGUAACAUACACUCCCAGGUCUUUCUCUGCCUCUGUGGUGGAUAGUGGAGUGUUUCCCAUGUGGUAUUGGUGUGCUGGAUAUCCCUUCACUGGUAGCCUGGUAACAUACACUCCCAGGUCUUUCUCUGCCUCUGUGGUGGAUAGUGGAGUGUUUCCCAUGUGGCAUUGGUGUGCUGGAUAUCCCUUCACUGGUAGCCUGGUAACAUACACUCCCAGGUCUUUCUCUGCCUCUGUGGUGGAUAGUGGAGUGUUUCCCAUGUGGUAUUGGUGUGCUGGAUAUCCCUUCACUGGUAGCCUGGUAACAUACACUCCCAGGUCCUUCUCUGCCUCUGUGGUGGAUAGUGGAGUGUUUCCCAUGUGGUAUUGGUGUGCUGGAUAUCCCUUCACUGGUAGCCUGGUAACAUACACUCCCAGGUCUUUCUCUGCCUCUGUGGUGGAUAGUGGAGUGUUUCCCAUGUGGUAUUGGUGUGCUGGAUAUCCCUUCACUGGUAGCCUGGUAACAUACACUCCCAGGUCUUUCUCUGGCUCUGUGGUGGAUAGUGGAGUGUUUCCCAUGUGGUAUUGGUGUGCUGGAUAUCCCUUCACUGGUAGCCUGGUAUACACUCCCAGGUCUUUCUCUUGCUCUGUGGUGGAUAGUGGAGUGUUUCCCAUGUGGUAUUGGUGUGCUGGAUAUCCCUUCACUGGUAGCCUGGUAACAUACACUCCCAGGUCUUUCUCUGCCUCUGUGGUGGAUAGUGGAGUGUUUCCCAUGUGGUAUUGGUGUGCUGGAUAUCCCUUCACUGGUAGCCUGGUAACAUACACUCCCAGGUCUUUCUCUGCCUCUGUGGUGGAUAGUGGAGUGUUUCCCAUGUGGUAUUGGUGUGCUGGAUAUCCCUUCACUGGUAGCCUGGUAACAUACACUCCCAGGUCUUUCUCUGCCUCUGUGGUGGAUAGUGGAGUGUUUCCCAUGUGGUAUUGGUGUGCUGGAUAUCCCCUCCCAAGGUGCAGGACUUUAAAUUUUUCUUCACUGAAUUGUAGCAGCCACUUUUUGUUCCACCCCUGUAGCUUGGUGAGGUCUUCUUGUAGGAAAUCCGCAGUCAAGUGGUUAACUCUGUGGUGUGGACACUUCCGUUGCCUGCCACCAGACACCAGCACGCAUGUUCUUUUGGGGUGGGGAAAUUAAACUUGAUUCCAGAUAUUUUUUGUUGGUGGGAUGUUAAGAAGUUAAGAGGAACAUCUCCAUCUUAAAAUACGCGUACCAGUGCAGUGUGACAAUAAGCCACGGUCAGCAUAAAAAAAAAAAAUGUUCUUGUGAGGGGGUGAGGGUCUGGGGUGAGGGCCUGGGGUGAGGGGGGCUGGGGCAAUGCAUGACACGUUUGCUGAGGGACUGUUGGGUUAAUAUUAAUAAUGCAUCAUGAGGGAGGAAGCAGAGAAGCAAAUUGGGGUGGAGGAAAAAAAAGUGUCAUGCAAGUAUUAUUAUAUAUAUUCUGUAGGUCUUCAAGGGUAAGGAGUAUUUUAUUCUUCUUGUUCAGGUAAUUUUCUUUUCAUGGGGUUGGUUUCUGAGGCAAUAAAAAUGAUAAAAUAAAAACUUCUCUAUGUCAAUGUCUAAAGUAUAUAUCUAAGAGCAGUGGUUCUUAGCCCAGGGGAAGGUAUCUGCAGCCCUUAAUGACAGGUGUUGGGAGAGGUUGUCAAGGGUCACCUCUCCAUCAGGCAGAAUCACAUGCGCAAAAUUCACUUGAGAGAUGAGAAUAAACACAAGGGAUAUAUUUACCCUUACACUCCCUGCACUAAAUGAUAUGGAAAAUAAAACAAUACAAGAUUAAUUUGUAGUCCUUCAAGGGUUUCACAAGCAGUUAGGAAAGUAAAUAAUCAAGUAAGGAGACAAUUUGCAGGUCUUCACAAUUUCCCAGAGUUAAGAACCACUGCCUUAUACUAAACUACCUGAUAUGUAUGUUUAAGAAAUGAUGUUAUUUAUGAAGAGGAUGUACAAGGAAUAAUAAGCAAGUCUUCCACGCAAAGUUCCGUUUUCUUUGAUGUUAAACCAAGGAAAACCUAUAGAUCACGGACACUCAAUUAUGUUAGAGGGACCACAUUAGUACAGCCUUUGCCUAAUAACAUCACUUCCUUUACAUACGUAUCAAUAAUGCUUCAAGAACAGGCUAUGGAAAAGUACACGGCACCCUUCCCUCUCACACCCUUCAAAACAAUGACUCUUUUUUCUUUAUGAUAGCAAAGGACGCAGCUCAAGGGAAGAAAAAUAAAGAUAGGAAAUGAAGGUGAGGCUGUGAAUAUUACUUGUGGUUGGCGCCCCUGCAGAAGCAAGGCUGUGAAUAUUACUUGAGGUUGGCGCCCCUGCAGAAGUAAGGCUGUGAAUAUUACUUGUGGUUGGCGCCCCUGCAGAAGUAAGGCUGUGAAUAUUACUUGAGGUUGGCGCCCCUGCAAUGUUUUUCUUUCUUUCGUUUUUAUUUACAGGAAGGGAAGCAGCUCAAGGGUAACAACAACAACAACAAAAAAGUGUAGAAAAAGCCUGCUAAUCGCUACUCUUACAAAAGAUAGGAAUGGCCAAAAGAGAGGUGACUUGAUAUUCUCUCCUAGACAUCUUACCCCUUACCUCCAACCUCCCUUAUCAUUAGUAAACAAAGCACGGCCCAGGCAUACCAACCUUGCCCCUACCUAAGCCUUGGACCCACAAUAUUCCUGCCUCAUCCAGUGUGGCAUUUUGUAUCAUGGUGUAAGGAAGGGUGGGGGUAAUUUUUGCAUAGCCUGUGUCUUGUGAUUUAAAUGUCUAACCAACUUAAAUGUCUUAACUCUAGACUUAAAGAUAAGCUAUGGUGGUGUGAGAGUAUUUGAACUGAGUGAGUGGAAGAGGGGAAAAACAACUCUCAUUCCUCUAGAUAUAAACUUAACCCGGUAGCAGCGGGGAUCGUGUUUCUUAAUGGUCCCUCGGAGCGAGAAAAAUGAGAAAAAAUCACCCCUCACACAAACCAUUUCAUAAUAUAUAUCAAAGCAUUUGUGAUCAGAUUAUGUAUCAUCUAUUUUUGGGGGUUUAUAUCAUGGCAUAAAUUUAGCCCGUCGCUGCUACAUGGUAAAGCCACAAAUUUGGCCCGUCACUGCUACACGGUAAAGCCACAAAUUUGGCCCAUCGCUGCUACACGGUAAAGCCACAAAUUUAACCCAUCGCUGCUAUGCGGUAAAGCCACAAAUUUAACCCAUCGCUGCUAUGCGGUAAAGCCACAAAUUUAACCCAUCACUGCUACACGGUAAAGCCACAAAUUUGGCCCGUCACUGCUACACGGUAAAGCCACAAAUUUAACCCAUCGCUGCUACACGGUAAAGCCACAAAUUUAACCCAUCGCUGCUACACGGUAAAGCCACAAAUUUAACCCAUCGCUGCUACACGGUAAAGCCACAAAUUUGGCCCGUCACUGCUACACGGUAAAGCCACAAAUUUGGCCUGUCGCUGCUACCGGGUUAAGGUUAGUGAGAGAGUAAUACACAGAGGGAGGUGAUCUUAUUGUACGAGUGAGGUGAUCUAGGAAAACUAUUUACUGUUUUUGUGGUAGGGAGAAAAGAAGCAAUGAAAAACUCUCUUCCCAGAAAAAAAUGAACACUUAAAAGAUGUAGAGAAGAGGUCUGUUAAUCUGAGAAGCUGUGGUAGGUCUGUCCAAUCAGGAUUUUGACUUAAUUUUUCACUUAAUAAUUUCAUUGACCUAAAAAAAGAAAAUAAUAAUAAUAAUAAUAAAAAAAUUUAUCUCCCUUCCCCUUCUCUUUUUUUCUUCCCUCCAUUCCUCCUUCUCCUCCUCCUCCAGCAAGACAGGCACAUAACAGCAUGCACAUCACCCGGGGUCACUGCCGGGUGAGCGGGUGAAGAGAGGAGUCACCCAGAAAAAGGAAUGCUCAUAUACAACACACACACACACACACACACACACACUGUACACAACUUACAAACUAUUCCUUUUCCAUCUCCAAUCUUUCUUCCUCUUUCUCUUUACACUUUUACCCAUCAACAAACACACACACAUAUAUACACACACACACACACACAUAUACACACACAGACACACACAUACACAGAGGGUGCCACAGCAACAUGCAACACAACACAACACAGCAGGCAGGGGAUGACACAGGACACCACACAACAUGCCGGGCACACCACACCCUACACCCUCCUCUUCCACACCCUCCCUACACUUCUAGACUCACCCUACGCUCACCCCUUUCGACACAUCCUCCUUCCUCUCCUUUUAGUUAUUACACAUCCUAAACCUUCUUUCACAUCCCUAAACACUCCCUUCUACAUCCUAAAACCAUCCACUCCCUUUCCAAACAUAUGAAACACCUUUUUACAUAUGAGACCUUAUUUUAGUCCAUCCUACAUUUACUACGGACUCCUGAACCAUCUCCUCUUUUUCUGAUCACACUAAAAACACCUUAUUUACAACAGGGCUUAUUUAAGUCUCUCCGACACCUCCGCUUUCCUCUACACAUGCCGAGAUGAGACCAAUGAAAACCUGAACAGACGAAGAGGCCAGGAGGAUACAAGGAGAAGAGAGACAUGGAGAGGCACAAGAAAAGAUACCAGGGAGGAAACAAUGAGGAGAAAGGGAAGAACAGGGAGAAGAAAAACAAGGAGAUGAAGGAGCCAGGAGGAAAACAAGGGGAGAAACAAGACAGGUAGGCAACGAAAAUACCCCCUGAAUGUCAAUGAUGAAGAAAUGCCAAGAACUAUGGAACUUUUACCCUAACAAAGAUGACUUAUUGAUACCAGUGUAGUGACCAAGCCUUCCUCAGUUAAACCUCUCUAUACAAGACAGGACAGGAAGGCAAUGAAAAUACCCCCCUGAAUGUCAAUGCUGAAGAAAUGCUGAAAGGAUUAUAGAACAUUUACCCUAACAAAGAUGACUUAUUGAUACCAGUGCAGUGACCAAUCCUUCCUCAGUUAAACCUCUCUCUACAAGCGUCCUCAAAAGAUAACUUGAAAUAAUAUAUGGAAAACCUAAUACAUAUUCACCUUGGUACUACAGGUAACUCUCGAUUUAUGCGAGUAUUGCGUCCUUGAGGAGGUCGUGUAAAUCAAAAACAAUGUAAAUCAAACAAGAGGUAGGUUUCUGUCGAAAAAUAAAUAUUCACUUCAUUCAGUGGAGAGAGAGAGAAUUGCAUAGUAAAUCAGACCACACAGACCCCAUGGCCCUGACUAGGUGGUCUGUCUUUAAACCUAAGUGAUUCUACAUUAAUCAGAUGGCUCCAAAACGUUGCUUUUCUACUCUAGUUAAUAUUAAGUUGAAGGAAGUGACGGUCGAGCUUGUUUUUAAAGGAGUCAAUCGUGUUACACUGGACCACUGAUGAUGGGAGCUUAUUCCAUUCUCGCACUACAACGUUGGUGAAGAAAAAUUUGGUGCAGUCUGAAUUUACUUGUCUACAUUUGAGUUUUGUGCCAUUGUUCCUCGUUCGCAAAAUGUCAUCGAUCAUAAACAAUUUUGAUCUGUCUACAUUCGUGAAACCAUUAAGUAUUUUAAAACAUUUGAUCAGUUUUCCUCGGAGGCGACGUUUCUCAAGAGAGAACAUGUUAAGGGUGGAAAGCCUUUCUUCGUAGGAUUUGUUGCGCAAGGAAGGGAUCAUUUUUGUUGCCCGACGCUGAACACCUUCUAAUUUAGCAAUAUCCUUUGCAUGGUGGGGAGACCAAAACUGUACUGCACAUUCCAAGUGGGGUCUGACUAAACUAUUGUAGAGCGGAAGUAUUACAUCUUUAUUCUUGAAUAAAAAGUUUCUUUUAAUGAAGCCCAACAUUCUGUUCGCUUUAUUUGCUGCAUCGAUGCAUUGAUGUGAGAAUUUGAGGUUUGAUGAGAUUUUGACCCCCAGGUCCUAAACGCAUUGAACGCUUGUGAGUUUAACGCCGCGCAUUUCGUAAUCGAACUUCUUAUUUCUUGUUCCAACUUGAAGGACCUGGCACUUGUCUACGUUAAAGGACAUCUCCCAUCUAUCCGACCAAGCUGAAAUUUUGUGCGAAUCCUCUUGGAGGCUUUGCCUGUCUUCGUCAGUGAGAACCGAGUUACCAAUCUUUGUGUCGUCUGCAAAUUUACUAAUGCGAUUACUGAGUCCAACAUCCACUUGUGCAAUAUUAGUUGAAAA
This is a messenger RNA of Eriocheir sinensis (Chinese mitten crab), 6346 nucleotides long. RefSeq lists its product as uncharacterized. The transcript is spliced from 3 exons. The record is from RefSeq and is a predicted model, not a curated record. Bases 192 to 1394 code for a protein of 400 amino acids. NCBI's taxonomy places the organism in Eukaryota, Metazoa, Arthropoda, Malacostraca, Decapoda, Varunidae.